Messenger RNA from Pelodiscus sinensis (Chinese soft-shelled turtle), 2160 nucleotides. It is a transcript of the gene MMACHC, whose product is annotated as metabolism of cobalamin associated C. Lineage: Eukaryota; Metazoa; Chordata; Testudines; Trionychidae. Gene Ontology annotation, cellular component: cytoplasm. Gene Ontology annotation, biological process: cobalamin metabolic process. Gene Ontology annotation, molecular function: cyanocobalamin reductase (cyanide-eliminating) (NADP+) activity; demethylase activity; FAD binding. The record is from RefSeq and is a predicted model, not a curated record.
CCUGCUCACAUCUCCCUGCUAUCUUGGCUUGAUCUGCUCCCUAAUUUCUCAUACUGUCAGCUGGGAUGCAUUAUGACACAUCCAGCCAUGAAGGUAACUCUUGAAAUCUGGGAGCAUCAUAAUGUGUGUGAUGCACCUAAUGUUCCGCUGAGGGAUUACUGGGCUGUUGGGAGCAUCAUGUCGUUUUUCUUCACAAAUAAAUGUUUAUGCCUGGAGAAGUAAAGCAUGUGGCCUCUCACGUGACUGAACAGAAAUAUGGAUUUCUUUCCAGCAGUCUGCCAUAGCCCUUAUGACAUCACAAGGGGCAGGGUUGGGUGGUACAAUGCUGUUCUUCAGCCAUCCUUUCACCUCCAGUACUCUGAGGACACGCUCGCAUUCGUUGUCCUCAGCACCCCUUCAAUGUUUGACAAGGCCUUUAAACCCUUCGUGAACAAACAGCUGCUGAAAAAAAUGAAUGACCCAGUGGAUCAAUGUGUUUCUUAUCACCUGUCCCUUGUGAAGGAGAAUCUUUCUGAUCAGAGGAUGGAUGUUAUCUAUGAUUAUGAGAUCCUGCCAAACAGGAAGCCCAAGUUUCUGGCACAAACAGCUGCCCAUGUGGCCGGAGCAGCAUACUACUACCAGAGGAAGGAUGUGAAGUGUGAUCCCUGGGGAGAAAAGAAGAUCUAUGGUGUUUGUAUUCAUCCCCAAUACGGAGGCUGGUUUGCAAUCCGAGGUCUUCUCAUAUUCCCAGAUGUUCAGGUGCCAUUCCUGGAGCAAGUUGCCCCUGUUGAUUGUGUGGCCUCAGAGGAGAAGCGAAUAGAGCUGCUGGAGAAAUUCAAUUUCCACUGGCGGGACUGGAGCUACAGGGACAUCAUUGAAGUGAAGGAACGAUACUCAGAAGAGCAGAGAGCCUACUUUGGAGCUCCUCCAGCGGAAAGAUUCAAAUUGCUAGAACUGCAAGGAGUUGUCCAGAAAAGUGCAUUUUACUGAGUAAUGUGGUUCUGAGUAUGGAGCAAGGAAUGAACAGAGGGCAGCUCACAGAUGCCCUCAUCCUUCAUAGCGGUGAUGAAGGGGUAUGUGAUGGUUCAGUGAUGGCAGAUUCCAUAUGCUCCAUCUCAAUCCAUAAGCCUACCUCAUAGAUCAAGAUGCUGGGGUUUGUAGUCUGGCAACGUAUUUAUAGAGAAAGAUGGUUACAGUCUGCUCCAUGUUAUAGCUGAUUAGGGAUAUAUCCCUCUGGCUCCUUGUAUGUUACCAUUUCUCCUUGAAGCUGGGAAAUCCAGUCUGCUUUUUAGAAACACUAAUUAUUUGUGUUCUAGUCAGACACUUUUAAAAAAAAAGGUUAUUAUUCUAUUUAAUAACAAGGAUUUACUGAAUUGUCUACAACCAACAUGUGAAAUCACUUGCCUUUUUGAGCUGGGGGGAGGACAGACUUUUUCAAACACUUUUUAUUCUGAGAUGCAGUCUCUCAGAGGAUUGAAUGUUUUAAAAGACACUUAUUUUCAAAUCUAGUCUCUUUCACUCAAACUAGGAAAAGUAGCUGGUUUAACUUGAUUGAAAACCCCUCUUACUGCCACUCCCCCCAUCACAAACAGACCAAAACACUAAACACUGAUGUAGACCGUUCUACACGCUUAGUCUGAUGUUCGGAUCGUGUUUCAGCUGUAACUUGACACGGUCAAAUGAUGCUAAAGCAAUUGUGCUGUGUCUGUGCAGAAUGGGCUUUUCAAUCAAGAUCAAGUUAAGCUAAAGUUCAAGCUUUUCAGGUUUUUGCUACUGCCACAUUGUGUGAGAGGGGAAAAAGCUGAGAUGGAAAAGUGAAUGAGAAGGUAAAUCUGCAAAGCUGAUCAUAGGUGAAGUGCUGAUAAAAGUAGAGUAAACCUGCUGAAAAGGAGAGAUUUUGAUUUUCUCUGAUCUUUCUCUUACAGUGAUCAGAGGUGUUAGAUCAGCAGUUCCCAACCACCAGGCCGCUGUUGGGCUGUGGACCUCUGGCUGCUGGACCAUGGAGGCUCUGGGGGCUGGGGUACACUGCUCUCCCUCUAGCUGUUAGGAAAGGCAUGAUCUGCCCUGCCUCUCAGUCAACCGGCACCAGGCAGGAGCAGGGUCUCCUUCCAGCCAUGGAAGAGCGCUUCGCUACACGGUGAGAGGGCCAUACAGAGCUGCUCCGCACACCCCUCCUGCCCU